AGCUGCUCGGCUCUCUCGAGUUUACCUGCUCCAGUCGGUGUGCAUAUUGAACUUAACAGGCAACUGUGGCGGUUGAUGCUGUAAAUUAUUCACCGUACGCCAGUUUUCAGUUAUCAUCCUACCGUUAAACAUGGCGUCCGUAGAAGUCCGCGCUGGGCAGCUGUCAGCGGCAGAGAAUCCGGUGAAGAUGCGAAAGCUCGCAGUGGUCGGUCCCAGGAGGAGACCUGCUCUCGGGGAGAUCACCAACUGUCCCGGAGCUGCGGUAAACACUAAGAGGGUAGGAGCAUCCAAAACGUCUUGUGCCCAAAAAGCCAAGCCUGUCGCAGCCCAGGUCCUUGUACCCGUGGAUCCUGUCCCUUCAGUUCCAGAACAGCCCGCCGACGUGUCCAUGAUGGAGGAGGAGGAACUUUGCCAGGCUUUCUCAGAAGCACUCCUCACUGUAGAGGAUGUGGAUGAGCAGGACGCAGACCAGCCACAGCUCUGCUCAGAAUAUGUCAAAGACAUCUAUAGCUACCUGCACAUGCUUGAGGUUCAGCAGGCUGUACAUGCCAACUACAUGAAGGGCUAUGAGAUCACAGAACGCAUGCGAGCCCUUCUGAUUGACUGGCUGGUUCAGGUUCACUCCAGGUUCCAGCUGUUGCAAGAGACUCUAUACCUCACAGUUGCUGUUCUGGAUCGUUAUCUGCAGGUCCAGCCUGUGUCUCGCAGAAAGCUGCAGCUUGUUGGCGUCACCGCCAUGCUGGUGGCCUGUAAAUACGAAGAGAUGUAUGCCCCUGAGGUCGGAGACUUUGCCUACAUUACAGACAAUGCUUUUACCAAGACUCAGAUUCUGGAAAUGGAGCAGCUCAUUCUGAGAGGCCUCAAAUUUCAGCUGGGACGUCCUCUACCCCUGCACUUCCUCCGACGAGCUUCAAAAGUGGCGAAUUCUGAUGUAGAGAGGCACACUCUGGCCAAGUAUCUGAUGGAGCUGACCCUCCUUGACUACAACAUGGUUCAUUAUCGCCCCUCUGAGAUAGCUGCUGCAUCGUUGUGUCUCGCUCAGCAGCUGCUGGAUAAGCUGCCAUGGUCUCCUGCACAGCAACACUACUCAACAUAUGACACCGCUCACCUCAAACCCAUCAUGCAGCACAUUGCCAAGAAUGUAGUCGCUGUGAAUGACGGGAAAACAAAGUUCCAGGCUGUCAGAAACAAGUACUCGAGCAGCAAGCUGAUGAAGAUCAGCCUCAUUCCUCAGCUGCGGUCAUCCAUCAUCAAGGACUUUGCAGCUCCUUUGCUCACCAAUCCCUGAGAAGAAAUUUGGACUUUGUCAAUUGACUUUUAUUUGCACUUUAUUUCAUCUUAAUCACAAUGUUGAUUUUUAAUAAAAUGUUUUUAAUUUA
Messenger RNA from Solea solea (common sole), 1379 nucleotides. It is a transcript of the gene ccnb2, whose product is annotated as cyclin B2. Gene Ontology annotation, molecular function: cyclin-dependent protein serine/threonine kinase regulator activity. The coding region runs from base 131 to 1288 and encodes 385 amino acids. Gene Ontology annotation, cellular component: nucleus; cyclin-dependent protein kinase holoenzyme complex; cytoplasm. Lineage: Eukaryota; Metazoa; Chordata; Actinopteri; Pleuronectiformes; Soleidae. The transcript has 8 exons. The record is from RefSeq and is a predicted model, not a curated record. Gene Ontology annotation, biological process: regulation of cyclin-dependent protein serine/threonine kinase activity; mitotic cell cycle phase transition.